AUGGUUCCACUAAAACCUCUCCAUACAGCUCCCCGUAACAGUACAUCCCCACAUGACGAUCAAUCAUGUCUUACAGUAGUACAGACUCUGUAUACUAACUCUUGCCAUGUGAACUUACCUCGUAGACAAGCUCCAAGGUGGGCCGAGCACAGCUGUGCAAGUCCGGUACUUAAACGGCUCUCUAGCCCCACCAUCUGUUCUCCACACCUGGCCCAGUCUACUUUCCCCCAGAUCAAGAUGCUCUUUCCACAACUCCUGCUGGCCACCGUGGCCAUGGGAUUCUCCCUAGAGUCCAUCCCCAACCGAUCUCUCUCGUCGCAGAAAAACAACGGCCUCGGUCUCGACACCGUCACCGAGUACACUGGCUACCUGACCGCCAACGAGACGGAGCACUUUUUCUACUGGGCGUUUGAGUCGCGAAACGACCCCAAGAACGACCCAGUCAUUUUGUGGCUCCAGGGAGGCCCCGGCUCGUCCUCCGAGCUCGGAAACCUGUUCGAGAACGGCCCCUCGCGAAUCGGAAAAGACCUCAAGCCCAUCCACAACCCCCACGCCUGGAACAACAAUGCCACCAUCGUGUACCUGGACCAGCCUGCCGACGUGGGCUUCUCAUACACCGACAAGCCUCAUUCGGUCGUCAACAGCGCCCAGGCCGCCACCGAGGUGUACAACUUCCUCGAGCUCUUCUUCGCCAAGUACGACCACUUGCCCAAGAAGCUGCACGUGACAGCUGAGUCGUACGGAGGCCACUACGGACCUGCCACCGCCUACGAGAUUCUGCAGCACCCCGACCGGUCUUUCACUCUGGAGUCGCUCGUGGUCGGCAACGGCAUGACUGAUCCCCUCAACCAGUACACCGAGUACGGCCCCAUGAUGUGCGGCAAGGGCGGCGUGGCUCCUGUGGUGGACCAGAGCACGUGCCAGCAGGUCGACGAGGCCGCCAAGGAGUGCAUUCCUCUGAUCCAAAAGUGCUACGACACCGGAGCUCCUCAGGACUGCGCCGACGCCGUCAACAACUGCAACGACAAUGUUCUUGGUCUAUAUCCUUCUUCUCUCAACCCUUACGAUGAGACCAAGCAGUGCGAGCAAGCUCAGGACGAUGGCUGCUACACCGAAACUGACUACAUGACGGAGUGGCUCAACCUGCCCUCCACCCUGGAGGCUAUCGGAGCCAAGCACAACUGGACCGGUUCUUCUGGAACCGUCUACAACGACUUCACCGAGACCUCUGGAGACUGGAUGCUGCCUGUGGUGCGAGACAUUCCUGCCAUUCUCAAGGAGGUGCCCGUGCUGAUUUACGCCGGCGACAAGGACUGGAUCUGCAACUGGCUGGGCCAGAAGAAGUGGACCGAGGCGCUGGAGUGGCCCGGCAAGCAGGGAUUCAACGACGCCCAGUUCAAGCCCUUUUCCGCAGGCGGAAAGCAGGCUGGUGAGGUGCGAAACUACCAGCAGUUCACCUUUCUGAGAAUCUUUGAUGCUGGACAUAUGGUUCCCCAUGACCAGCCCGUGGCUACUUCGGAGAUGAUUAACCGAUGGAUGAGUGGAGAUCAUCAGCUGGAGUAG
This is a messenger RNA of Yarrowia lipolytica CLIB122, 1563 nucleotides long. RefSeq lists its product as uncharacterized. NCBI's taxonomy places the organism in Eukaryota, Fungi, Ascomycota, Dipodascomycetes, Dipodascales. Gene Ontology annotation, biological process: proteolysis. Gene Ontology annotation, molecular function: serine-type carboxypeptidase activity. The record is from RefSeq and is a predicted model, not a curated record. Gene Ontology annotation, cellular component: fungal-type vacuole.